Sclerotinia trifoliorum is the source of this 2724-nucleotide messenger RNA. The record is from the annotation of a GenBank genome assembly. NCBI's taxonomy places the organism in Eukaryota, Fungi, Ascomycota, Leotiomycetes, Helotiales, Sclerotiniaceae.
UCCAGAACUUUCUCCAUACCAGACGGUUCCUUUGGUAUUUUCUCAAACGGGAUCCUAUAAAGGGUGAGAUUGACACUGCAGCCGGUAGAAGAUUCUAGCGCGUGGAAGAAGAGUGUGGCAUGUGCCAAAUUGAUGUUUGGGUGUUUUGAUAGACCAGGUAUCAAAAACAUUGUCAAGUCAUAAAUAUCGCUGCCGUCUCGCCAUUUAUAUCUUUUGUUUAGCUUUCCCAUCUACUUUUUAGGAAUCAGGAUUUUUGACAACUCUUGGAUCUGGAAUACAGGUAAGUUUUGAAUCAUUUUUGCUUUUACAUCCCUUCAUUCAUCCUCGUCAAAAUUGUAUUUAGUCUGGUCAAGAUCUGGUGGUUAGUAGACACUAAAUUAUCAUUGUAGUUCUCAUAUCUAAAAAGGUAUCGAGAGGAUUGGUGCUGUUCAUAUUCUGAAAAUAUCAAGCAAAGUUCAUAGACAAUCGCAAUCAUGAGAAUCGCUUGCUUACAAUUCGCCCCUCAAGUAAGGGUCCAUAGUCACAACAUGCGCAAACAAGCUAAUACCCUAUCAAAGGUCGGAGAUGUCGACAAUAACUUCAAAAAGGCAGAUGCGAUACUCAAUAAAGCAAAUCCAAAAGAUAUCGAUCUAUUAGUCCUACCUGAGAUGGCAUUUUCUGGUGAAUUCCACGUCCUAGAUAUCCUAAUGACAGUUCCUUUUCAGCUUCAUCCUAACGAUUGUACAGGCUAUAAUUUUUCCUCUCUAGGGCAUAUUACUCCCUACCUUGAGCCAACUACUUCCGGUGUCACAUCGUUAUGGGCGCAUACGAUAGCUCUCAAGCACAACUGUAUAGUUACAGUUGGUUAUCCAGAAAAGGUUGAUAACUUGUCCAGAAUUUCAGCGAGACCUGAGUACUACAAUUCUGCCGUUACAGUGAACAAGGAUGGAAAGCCUAUUGUCAACUACCGGAAAUCAUUCCUUUACUAUACCGAUGAGACUUGGGCUCAUGAAGGAUCCGGUUUCUUUAGCGGAGAGAUUGAUGGACUAGGGAAUGUUGCCAUGGGAAUCUGUAAGUGGCUAGCACAUCCUUGAAGAAUUGCCAAUUAUUCUAUGAUGAGCAUAAUAAUACCAUCAAAAAUUACUGACACCAUGUAUCAUAGGCAUGGAUUUAAAUCCAUACAAAUUCGAAGCUCCAUGGAGUACCUGUGAAUUUGCCUGUCAUGUACUUGAGAAGAAAGCAAACCUUGUCAUUGUGUCAAUGGCUUGGCUUACAAGAGAAGACCAAAUGACCUUUGGUCUAUUAGCAAAAAAACCUGAUAUGGAAACAAUUUCGUAUUGGAUCACCCGAUUGGAACCUAUUAUUCGAGCCGAAACCAAUGAAGAAGUCAUCAUCGUUCUUGCGAAUCGAUGCGGAACUGAGGGUGAAGCAACAUAUGCAGGGACAAGCGCAGUUCUAGGUAUCAAAGAUGGCGACAUCAGUGUAUAUGGUAUUCUUGGGCGGGGCGAGGAAGAGCUUUUGGUUGUUGAUACCGAUGAAAUUCCUAGGGCCAAAAUUGUUUCACCGCCGAGGUCAACUGAAUCUACUUGAGGUUUUGCCAAUGAUUAACUGAAAUUCCAUCAGUAAAUGCGAGAAGUAGGGUUAGUGGAACGUUUGUUGGUAUCUAUCAGAGAAAUCAAGUGCGACGGCAACUACAUCCAUCAUUAGUUCAAUAAAAACGGAUUCUCUGCCUCGGACCAAUUUUAUCCCUCAAUUUCCGCUGUUAAUUUGUUCCGCUCUGAAUUUAAUGCAUCAUAAUCACGGAGGGACAGGAAAUUUCAAGCUCUCAAAUUCAGUAAGUGUCUUACAUUAUUCUGUGUCUCUUCCAGGUUUCGGAAUUUAAUUCGCCGUGGCACCUCAAAAGUUAGGGCGCCGUCCACCUGCAUCAGUUCUCUAAGCAGGUCGUUGUUCCACUGACUUUUCGAUAUAAUAGGAAUUCUAUAUUUGGAACUGUGCGUUCCAGUCCGUGAAGGGAUCUCUCGGUCCGGGCACAAACAAAAACCCGUAACACCAAACCGGCCAAUCAGUCGGCCCCAUGUCACUAUCGGUCCUCUGGCCGAGGUGAAAAGAAAUUCUACCUUUAAGUGUGGUACUAAAUCUUUCCGGCUGUGAUAUAUUCAGAAAGAUAUUCGGCUUCCUAUUAAAUGCUCUUCAUUCUGUGUUUCCAAAAUUAAUUUACGUUUGAUCGGACAAAACUAACAAACUUCAAAAGUUACACAGCACUCGGAAGACACCCGCCCAAUAAUCCAACAACUCGGUACGAUCACACCCACACAACCCGGGUCACAAUCUCCAUCCAUUCAAUCGCCAUUCAAUCCCAUCCAAUCCCCUUCUUUCCACCCCUCCAAAAAUCUGACGCCCAUCUCCAUAUCCACAAAUCAGCUCAGGCCUCGGAACCCAUAUCAUAUCACUCGGUACAUUUCAAAUAUAUUUAUUUUCUUCACCCCCAUGUAAUACCGAAAAACGUUCGGAACUCGGUAUAUGGAACGCCCAAAUCUCGGGGGCGGCGUGGGGGAUAUAAUGAGCCAAUGUUGGUCAGCUCGGAGUCGGGUUUCGGUACGAUGUGCAACAAAUUUUUGGAAGGAGAUUGUGAGAUGUGAUGGAUUGGUUGCUUUGGGUUUCGGGUGUGCGAGAUGCGACUGCUUUGGGAUGGGAAAUUGCUGGUUGAGGGGAUCUGUGUAGGGGUUGGAGAUGGUGAGUCGGGUG